Messenger RNA from Puccinia graminis f. sp. tritici CRL 75-36-700-3, 339 nucleotides. RefSeq lists its product as uncharacterized. The record is from RefSeq and is a predicted model, not a curated record. NCBI's taxonomy places the organism in Eukaryota, Fungi, Basidiomycota, Pucciniomycetes, Pucciniales, Pucciniaceae. The coding region runs from base 1 to 339 and encodes 112 amino acids. The transcript has a single exon.
AUGACGAUCAAGAAAAAGAAGAAGAAUAAAAAGAAGAAGACAACCAUUAAUUCUGGAUCUGACUUCUCCACCACUUCAUCUCCCCAACUUGUUGACACCCCCAAUACUUCCACCAAAUUAUUACCAUCACCGCCUGUUAAUGAACCAACCGCUGCCAUAGGGGCCUUGUCUAUUAUUAGGGAAGAAGCCUUGGCUGCUCUGGAAAGAAAGGGCGACCCCCGCUACCGCCCAAUUGAAGAUUCAGAGUUUAUUGGAUUAGAUGAAUGCAAUGACAGCCCGACUUCAACUCCCAACAACCCUACUUCAGCUCCCGACAACCCAAUUUUAUUUUAUGUUUGA